CGAUGAAUGUACGUUUGACAUGACGUGGUUUUUGAUGGUUGGUACACGACUAUGAAAAUCGUUGCAUCAGCCUUGCUUGGUAUUCAGUACUUAGGUAUGGAAAUGGAAGAGAGACUGAGCCAUUGAACUAGUGGAUGUGUUUGGUGUGUGUAAUGGUAUUUCCAUACUUCUGAAGAAAAUCUGUGACACGGAGAUCAUCCAAAAAUGAAGUCAUCAGCCAGUUGUAUUUUAUUUGUGAUGUUAGCAUCACUUAUUUUAUUGGUGAAAGCUCAAAAUCCAGAAAACCACCAGUUAGUCUUGGUAGAAAGUGAUGAAGCAGAUGAUGAAGUAGAAGUUGAGGAAGAGUUUUCCAGGGAGGAAAAGCCUUUUGAUAUCAGUAAAGUGUUCAUUCCUACAAAUGAAUGGCAAAUAGUAAAGCCAGAUCAAACUGUGCUUCCUGGCCUUCACAUCCGAAUGAAUCUUCAGACAGGCCUCAAAGAGGCCAAGCUUAUGGAUGGGGAUGAUGGCACAAAUUAUUUUAAGGCUCUGGAGAAUUUAAGAAAUGCUGGAGACACUGGAAUUGGGCAAGCAGUCAUACCUUCACCAAGUGAGGAACAAGAAAACUUGAGUAGUGGAAGUCCAGAGAGCGCUGAAAGAGAAGAGAUGCUGAGAAAAAACAUAAUAGAAGCUCUCAAGAAUAUUAAAAGUGAUGAUGGUAAAACUCCUGAGGAGUUAAGCUUGGAAGCAGCUGAGUCUAGAAAAAAGUUUCGUUCCUAUGAAGAUUUGAAAAAAGAUUUUGAUGAAAUAAAUAUUUCCAUGGAAACGGAUAAUGAGAUUUUAACGAGAGUAAUCAAUCAGUAUCAGAAGUCUGAUUCCGAUGAUCAAAAAGUCAUUCUGCUUGAAGACUUAGAAUAUCUUGUUCACCAAUUCGAUAAUGGUAUCACUUUUGUUGAUUUGGGAGGAAUUGAGAUUAUCGUAAAACCAGCCCUUAACUCAACUAGCAGUAUUAUCAAGCAAGGAGCUCUCCACUUACUAGGUUCUGCUGUACAGGGCAAUCCAAAAGUCCAGAUUGCAGCUUUAGAGGCUGGUCUAUUGCAGUUACUUAUUAGAGCAGUGACCCAGGAUCCUAAGGAUGGUGUCUCUCGCAAAGCAAUUUAUGCACUUUCAUGUCUUGUACGAGGCUUUCCAUAUGGCCAGCAAGCUCUUGUGCAGCAUGGUGGAUUAGAAGUUUUGAGAAAAAUUUUUGACCGGAAAGACUGGCAGAGCUUGCCUCUUCAACUUAAGGUUGUGUCUUUAGUUCAUGAUCUUUUGAUGGAAAGGGCUGAAGCUGAAGGGGAACGUUUACAACAACUGAAUCGUCUUGAUAUUACUGAGCAACUUGCUAUUGGAGGUUGGUGCCCUGCUGUGUCUUCUCUGUUAACUGCUGCCUCUUUUGAUCGACGGGAUCGUCGUUAUGAUAUGGGAGCUGCAUUAAGAAAUGAACUGCCUCUACGGCCGGAUCAUGAUACGGUGGACAAAGUUGUGUCAGCAAUGGAUAGCAUGGUUGAAGUUUGUCGCUAUCAUUUUAAUGAAGCUUUACCUCUAUUGAGACAUCUUGCUAAUACAUACGAUGAUUUAGCAUAUAAAGAGCAGUUUCAAGAUGAUGAAGGUGGCUACGGGCUCUUUAGAGGUUUGGCUGAAAUGAUUCAAAAGCUUAUUAAGAAUAUUAAUGUGAAGGAGGAGUUAUGAUUUUUUAAACAAACUUACAACGGUUUCUGUUUAUGACUUUCAAACAAAGCACAAUACUGAUUAAUAUAAUUUACAAAGGUCUGAUGUAAGCACUGUUUUUACUGUUGUACAUUGACAAUUGUGCUUCCAAUACUAUCUCUACAUAUGUUGGUCCUUAAAUUUAUCAGCAUUGCUCUGGUGCUAGUCAGUAUGAAUUACAGAUGAUUUUACUUAAGAUCCGUCAGCAGCUAGUUAAUCUGUACAAGACAAAUGCUCUCAUUUUACAGAAAGCCAAAAAUAACAAUUACUAUUCUGUAGAAAGUGAUCAAACAGAAAAUGGAAUAUUUAUUAUAAAGUGACAAUUAGCUAAGUCCCAGUUCCACGUUGGCCGAGUGUAUUUCGCGCUCGGCUACUAAUCCGGUGGUCUGAAGUUCGAUUCUCGCCUCGGCCAACGCGGAACCAGAGGAAUUUAUUUCUGGUGAUAGAAAUUCAUUUCCCGAUACAAUGUUGUUUGGAUCCCACUAGGUAACCAAUUGGUUCCUAGUCACGUAAAAAUAUCUAAUCCUUCGGGCCAGCCCUAGGAGGGCUGUUAAUCAGCUCAGUGGUCUGGUAAAACUAAGAAUACGUACUUAACUUAACCCAUACUUGUUAUGCAGUCUUGGUUUGGGAGAUGGAGGGAUAACCCACACAUUUUGGCCUGGAGGAAGCAUAAUUUGUCAACUCGGCCAACUUGAAAUAAGUAUGUGCUCAGAAAUCUUUAACUUCAAUCUGUAUUUUCUUAUAAAUUCUUUUGCAAAUUUGAGAUUUUUUAAGAUUUAACAAAUGUGCAGUGUCUGUGGAUUCAUGCACUAGUAGUCAGUGUGAAUGAUUUCACUUAUUAUAAUUACUGACUUAAGAAUAAUAUUAAUGAUUACAAUCAAUUACGUACUUUAAGUAGAUUUUCAGCACAGGAAUGCUGAAGAGAAAAUUAUGUAUGUGUUUACAUGAAUUAGGAUCGAUGAAGGGAAUCCAGAUCUGUGAAAGGAAACAAAUAAAUUGAUUGUAAUUAGAACUCAAAAGAUCUUGGUAUAGUAGUAGUUAAUCAUUUUUAUCAUUAAUAAUGUAGAUUUCUUGUCAGAUUUAUGGUGUAUUUUGAGCUCACUGCGCUUCAAUUUAAAUCUUAUGUGAUCAUGAAUAGUUAUGCAGAUUGUGGAUAAAUGACCUUUGAAAAACAUAAUGUUAUUAUGGAUUGUUUGGACAUGUUAAGGUGGGUUAUAUCCCCAUGUACUACAAAUAACCCAUACUUUUUUUUGCUCUUCUAGCAUAGCAUUAUGUUGUGUACUGGCAGUAUUCCCUGUGUUGAAAUAGUAUUUAUUGAAGGUCUGGUAGUCAGUUGCUGAAUUAGGUUAUGGUUGUGACCUAAAAUUUGUGUUCAUAGCCAGUUACAAAUGCGAUUGUCAGAAGGGAGAGUAUUUUUCUUGAGUUUUGCCUUAUUGAUAUUCACUUACCAAGAAGUUGCAUUGGGUUUCAGCUCUAUGGUACAGUUUCAGGUGUGACACAAAUCUUGGUACAUAUGAUAAUUAGUUAGGUUCCAAUGAAAAGUUCACGCUAUUGUGAAUUCACACAACUCGAAUUGCGUAAGUUCAGGGUAUUACUGUAUUGAAUAUUUUUUCUAAUAUUCACUACAGUGUAUUCGUAUAAAACCUCCCAAAAUGUAAAUUAUAAUGAUUGGUACACAUGCCUGCAUAUUUAAAAUUAUUUCUGUUGUAUUGGCUUGAAAAUUCAGUAAGAGCACAUAAAUUUGUAUAAAAUACCUCUUUUAAGCAUUAGGAAUGGUUAAUUGGGCCAGUAUUUUUUAUUACAUCGGAAGGAAUGUCAUGAUAUUGCAGGGAGUGGUCGUUUUGUUAGGUUAUGAGAACAGUUUUAUUGCACGUCCAAGCUACUAUACAGUAUUUAUUUUGCUAAAUAAGCCCUAUGAAGGUUGAAAAUAUGAGUGAAGAUUCUUGUAGGGGUUUUUAGUAGCACUUUGAGGUUUUAAACUUGAGGUAGGUUUACUAAUAGUAAUUUUUAUUGUGCAUCUCAUUUUCUGUUUGCCAACCUCCAUUGGGAUGAGUGAGGUGAAGGUAGGAGGGCGCUAAAGAUUAUGAUCAGUUGGUUUGUAAUGAAGUAUGUUUUAUGUAAAAAGAUUGUAUGUAAUUUGAAACUCAGAAAUCAUAAUUAGCCAGAAUCACAAUUUAGGAGGAAAAACAAAGCAGCAGAGCCUUUUAAGAGCAUAGAAGAUCCAGAUAUUAGAAAUCCAUUCCCAAAAUGACAGACAGUGGAGCAUAUGAUGACUUUAGAAUGCCAGGUUGUUUCCAUAAGUAAUGGCUGCAACCAAAGACUUAGCCCUGAUUAGUGCAUUCACCAAGUGCCUGAAGUGUAAAGGUGGGAACUCCAAGCAAUGGCGGGUGACGUUAUGAUGAGCAGGAGAAUGAAUGAAUAGAAUCUUGUGACGUGUUGCACACAACCAAUUAUAAUAAUUGGACUUGGUGAGAAACAUCUGCGAAAACUGUGCCCCAACCAUAAAAAACACAUGAAAGAAACUUUCUAGGGCCAAAGUAGAGAGCAUCCAGUAUAACUGACAUCAGAGAAGAACAGGAUGCUUGAAUUUUAAGGGUAUGGAUUUUGAUCAGAGAGAUCUUGUGUGCAAUAUCUGUUUACGACCAGGAAUCUUUUGAAACUUGACAUGAGGAGAUGCCUUGAGAGAUUUUGAUUCUUGCGACUCAGGAGAAGUGAUUGAUAAAGUUGCAAUGGGCGGAAAGAUAUAACCAAUGGAGGCACAAUUUGAAGGACCCACAGAAAAAAAAAAAAACUAGGAAGGGGGUGCUGGCAAAUAGCAAGUCAAGCUCAAGCUUCCAAGAGUUAAUUGUUAAAAGCAGGAGAUUCACAGCCUCAAACUUCAAAGCAAACAAAAGUCCCUCAUGAAGCUGAGGGUACUUUUGAUGGGCAAAAACUAAUGGAAAUGCACCCUUGAGGUGCAGAAAUCAGUAUGCAUAAAAAAUUAGUUAAACAGUAAGAGAAUCUGUGAAAACCACAAUAUAGAAUUGACUUGAAGGCUCAUGGAUUCCUGGAACAGCAGGAACGAAAGUUCAGAAAAGCUCAGAAAGUUUUGUUAGUGUUGGGAGCAUGUUCCCUCUGAAGACAGGUGAAGAGAGGGUUGGGCAAAGAUUCAUUAAAAGAGAAGAGCGAAUGCAAAAUAAAAUAAAAUAAAAUUUCUCAAAGAAGAAAUAAUUUAACAUGUGACCCUUUGAUCAAGUGUGGUGAGGACCCUGUACAUUUUACUGACCAUGAAUCAUGUAAAAUGUGUAUGUAAAAGGCAGAGGUUUAGGAGCUGCCAUCCAUGCAAUAUCUGCUGACACAAUCUCUGGAGUGCCACCAUCUUCAAGGCUACACCUGAUGAUCACCAUUGGAAGAUGCCCUUUGAAGGGAGGUAGGCAGCAUCAGUACAGGGAAGCCUCCCUAUAUGAAAUUCAAAAGACCUUGACAAGGAUGACACAUACUGAAGCCCUCUGUAACCGGAAAAUUGAUUUACUCUGUACAAGGACACCACCAAGGGAGACCUGAAAGAAUGGAGAUUCUACCAUUUUGCUAAAUGAGAAUGCUGAGGCAUGAUUGAGAUAACAGUCCUCCCUAAAGUUAGCACAAGAGGUGGGGAAGUACAUCUGUAAGAAAAAUGUUUUAAUUCACUUAGUGUAAGAAAUGAAGACAAUGGACUAGAAAUGACUACAAAUAGUGGUAUGGAGUGUAAGGCAAACUGCUACCAUGAACAGAAUAAAAACUAGAAUUAGUGUUGUGUAAUCUGCAAUGGUAUUUGUACAAUUUAUGACCAUAGAUUUGCUUGUAAGGGCCAUUCAUUAUGGUUUUCUCUUUUUUUCUAUCAUUCAGAGCAAAAACUAAAAUUGAUUAUUGCAGUGUUUGUGAUCACUGAUUUGAUUGUAAAGGUUAUUGAUUACAGCAUUACCCUUGACUUGGGGUUCUUGUUUAUAAGUUUUGAUGAUAUUUGGAGGACAUAAUAAAUGUUGCCACUUACAGUUUUUUGAACUGGUCUUUAAAACCUUGGUGGAGUUUGUUGUACUGCUUAUGAACUUUUGAAAGUGCAUUUCAGAAUUAGUAUUUCCUGAGAUGUGUUACUCAAACUUUUCUCAUUAAUCUUGUGUAUUUUAAGGUUUUAAGCAUUUUAAUCGUAUCAUAUAUGGAUAUUUCCUUGUGGCAAGAGUUACAAGGAAAACUUAAAGUAGGCAUGUUGGGCAGGCUGUUGAUUAUAAGCCAUCUUUUUCAUAAAGAAAAAGAGAAUGAACUGUGUUUUGAAUGCAGUGAACUGAAAUUAGUGUAAAGUCUGUUAAAUAGAGAGCAGACAUAUUUUGGUCUUUCACAUCAUGCCUUAUAUCAUCUCCUUUUUUAGGGCAAGUUUCUAGAGCAUUCCAUCUUGUGUAGUAGUACUUGGAAAAGUACUUGGAAGUACACAUCUGUAAUAUUGAUGGCCCAUAAUUCCACUCUGUACCUGAUUAAAAAAAAAGAAAUAUAGUCUCCUAAUAGAUAAAGAUUCUGUUUAGUAGACUUUAGAAAGUUCUUUGCUGAUAGUUUGUGAAUAUAUUACAUAAUUAUUACUCUUAAUUCUUAUCUACAGUGUUUUUGACUUGAUUCUAGCUAUUGACAUAACCUAAUGGUUUAUUACUUUUGAUUUUCUCAUAAUUACUGUACAGUAUUUUUUAAGGCUUUAAAACAGCCUCAUGGUUAUAUAUGUUUAAGUAUAUUGUGCUUUAUAAUGCCAUUAAAAUAAACACUGCAGAAAAUAUGUUUCGUAUAUAUAAGCACAAAGGUUAACUUCUUGAACUGAUGGUUUUUAAACCAGCAAGGAAAAUAAUAUUUUUAAUACAAAAUUUUAAACUAAAUGCAAAAGUUCAUAGUCAUGCCUGUAUAUGCAACUAGAAGCAUACUGGUGAUUUAAGUUGCUUAGGAUGACCAGCCCCAAGAGAACUCAGAUUUUUAGCUCAGUAAUCUGGUUAAUUUUUUUUUUAUACCUUAACACUUGAGUAUUUUAUGAUAGACAUAUAGUAUUUUCAAGUUUUCAUGUUAGUCCUCAUUCUCAUAGAAAGACAGGGGCAACUGUGAUCAAGUAAAAUAAGAGAUAAAUUGAUGGGCUUGGGCAGGUACUUAAAAUGUUGGGCUUCAUCAGAACAUCGACUAAAUAAUAAGUGUAUUGCUCUUUAUUAUGAAACUGUCACUUAGAUGGAAGUAAUCUGUUAUGCAUCAUACAAUUAAAAGCACAUAUUUUUUCCAUUUUUUGUUUAGUGUUCAUAGAGAAUUCUCCAUUUCUGUUGUGCUGACUCACUCUCAGGUCUUGAUCAUGUUAUAAGUGUUUUUGUACUCUUUACAUGAAUAUUUUGUAACAAGUACUGUGAUAUAAUUUAUGUUUUUGUCUAUUGUAUUAUACAUUCUUCUAAAAUUUCAUCUAUUCA
Messenger RNA from Macrobrachium nipponense, 7163 nucleotides. RefSeq names its product nucleotide exchange factor SIL1-like (gene Sil1). The transcript has 8 exons. The record is from RefSeq and is a predicted model, not a curated record. Bases 205 to 1707 code for a protein of 500 amino acids. NCBI's taxonomy places the organism in Eukaryota, Metazoa, Arthropoda, Malacostraca, Decapoda, Palaemonidae.